Messenger RNA from Colias croceus (clouded yellow), 876 nucleotides. Its product is annotated as mucin-6-like. Lineage: Eukaryota; Metazoa; Arthropoda; Insecta; Lepidoptera; Pieridae. The record is from RefSeq and is a predicted model, not a curated record. The transcript is spliced from 4 exons. The coding region runs from base 29 to 700 and encodes 223 amino acids.
AUUCUGUACAAGCCGUUAUAUCGUAAUAAUGAAUUAUUUAACAAAUAUAUUAUUAGCGGUUGUUGUUUAUGGUGUUUGUGGGAUAUAUAUUGUUAAAGAUGAAUGCCCCACAAACGAAGAAUACCUUCUCUGCGGUUCAGCCUGUCCCUUCAACUGCACGGACCCUAAGGGCCCCGUGUCAUGUUUCGAUGAUUGUGUGGAAGGAUGUUUCUGCAAAGCUGGCUUUUUGAGACAUGAUAAUGGAACUUGUGUUAAUGCUGAUAUGUGUAUGAAUGGAAACAAGAUAACCUGCGGUGUUAACGAAGAGUUCCUGUCGUGUGGUUGUCAAGCCACUUGCGCAAACCCGGAGCCAGAGCACUGCGGGUGUAGUGUUGGCUGCUUCUGUAAGUCUGGCUUCGUGAGAGAUGAAGCUAAGAAUGCGUGUGUCAAAUUGGAUAAUUGUAGUGUUGAGCAAUGUUUCAACCAGAACGAAGUAUACGACAUUUGCCAAGCUGCAUGCGAACCAACCUGUGACGAUCCAGAACCAAUCUGCUCCAAAGUCUGCACCGCGGGCUGCGUGUGCGCACCCGGACUGUUUAGGGAUGGGAACGGCACGUGCAUCAGUGUCGAUAAGUGUCCCAUCACUAAUGCUACUAGUGCUGGGCCAUUGGGGAAAUAUAUCGAUGCUAUUGGACGGAUAUUGCAUUUGUCUGUUGUUUAAGUUAUUAUAUGUGUGAUUGUAGUAUAAGAGAUACAUAAAUUAUUGUACCUAGGUCAGUGUAGGUUUUAUUGAAGGUGUUAAAAUAAAACUAGUUAAUUUUUCUUUAAUUGACUUUCUAAAUAUGUAUCAAGAUAAUCUUAUUUCUAUGUAGUAACUGUACCUAUAUAAUAAUUGUU